Messenger RNA from Solenopsis invicta (red fire ant), 6069 nucleotides. RefSeq lists its product as uncharacterized. The transcript has 19 exons. Gene Ontology annotation, molecular function: heparin binding. Gene Ontology annotation, cellular component: cell surface. The coding region runs from base 259 to 5847 and encodes 1862 amino acids. The record is from RefSeq and is a predicted model, not a curated record. Lineage: Eukaryota; Metazoa; Arthropoda; Insecta; Hymenoptera; Formicidae.
AGCAUACGUUAUCUCUUGGUUUGUUUGUAUUAUUAGAUUUAAAAUGAGAAUACAUUCAUAUUUAUAUCCCAUACAUCAUAACACUGAUCCACGUAUGUAUCUGUUUACAUUUACUGUAUUCAUACCUAGCUUCUCGUACGCGCGAUUAAGGUCACUCGAAUAUCACAUUGACUGUUUCCGAAAAUUUCUCACUGUUUGCACGGCAUUCGCCGUGAACGGAUUUGGUACAACGGUGGCAUCUGUAAUCAAAAUUAAACCAUGAAACUCCUCUUUCUAUUUCUGGUGAGUUAUAGCUCUUUGCAGUUACUUUCCGUGCAUGCGACAGACGUGAACGAAUAUCUAAACGAGAAACUACGGCAGUCCAAAAUAGAAUUGAUCAAAAUUCACAUUCAAGAGACAUCGCCGGUGCAAGAAAAAUCAUAUCGAGUACAUUGGAACAGAGAAUGGCGCUUACCAAUAACGAGCGACCAUCAACCGUUUAUAAUAGAUAUGUUGGAUGGAAUAUUCAUACUCGAUAGCAAUCGUGUAAUAGCAGCCUCUCUCAAUAUGACUCCCUGGAAUGAGACUUAUGUUACGUUACGCGAGGUUUAUCAGAUCAGAAAGGAGUUUGUCGUUAAAUUUGUUAAGAGUAUCGUGUGGAAGGGCACUACCUAUUUGCUAGUGUGUUACGAGCCUAGUCUGUGCAGUCUUCACACGGUGAAACCAAAUCAACAGUUGCGGUUUCGCCACACUAUUGGACACGGAGGAUCUACCCCCGUAGAUGCUAGAUUUUUCACACAGGCAGAUCGACUCUAUCUCAUCAUCGCUAAUAACGCUGACAAAUUUCCCGUACCAUCCGUAAUCUACCGAUGGAGCGGUACAUAUAUGGACGUCGUCAACGAGGUGAUGACAAUCGGCGCGAUCUCGAUCACCGCGUUCGAGUACCGACUAUCGACGAUCAUUGUGUUCGCCCAGAGCAUUGCAGAAAAUCCAUGGAUCAAUUCCGAGGUUUACGAAUUCAAAGACAGCAACAUCGUGAGGAUACAGUUUCUGUCCACUGCACGACCGACUUCGGUACAUCAUUACGUCCAUGGUGACUUCAACUUCGUUCUGAUGAUAAAUGCCUUGGGGCUGAGCGAUGUAUUCUGCUGGGACGGAGGAGAAUUGCUGGAUUGGUUCAAUCUUUCUGACAUCGAAUCACAUAGCUUGAUAAAUACUUUUCACAUGGACGGCAAUACUUUCAUUGUUGUCGCGCACGAUAAUAUCAUCCAGUUGUACAAAUUUCACAGUACGUCUGUUUGGAAGAGCGAAAAUGUUAAACGCUUUAAAUAUAACCAGAAGAUAAUCGAUAUGAUGGUCACGAUAAACGAAUAUACGAUGAAUGUAACAUUGAUCCUUGUAGAAAAUAAUCUAUACUGGAUGGAACAAUGGCAGGCCGAGAUAACUUCGGUACCAGUAGAUAACAAAGUAGAAGAUACCGAUGCAACAAGGAAAUGCUUGUCGGACUUGAUUAAAACAUUACAAGCGAGAAUGCCGGCCAUAAAAGAAGCUGAAGCUUCCUGGAAGUUUCUCUUACCAUCUUCGGAGAAUUUGACAAUUUCAGAACCAGUGAAUUUCGACAGUGUGAUUUUACAGUCCGGCGUGGUGGACAGCAUAGAGGUUGCGACUGAAGAAGUCAUCCUGCCACCUUAUCAGAUUGUGAAAGCUCUGGAUGAGCUUGAUCGCAAUGUCCACGACGUCAUUCAGGCAAGCCGUGCGAAGUGGCAGCAAGAGGCGACUGCGGAUAUGUUGGAAGCGUUCAAGGAAAAAAUUAUAGCUCAUGAUGUAUAUCUAGAAGAGUUGGUGAUUGAUCAAAUGCGCGUGGAUUUCAUAAACGACAUGGACGUGCAUUCAGAGAAGAUAAUCCUGCCGGACGGUGAACAACAUUUUACACAACCGUUACGUGCAAAAAAUAUCAUUGUACACGAUCUCGAAGUUGAGGAUCUUUGCGGAAUACCGCCUGAAUAUUGGAUGUUACGAAAUGACGAAGAAAUCGCGUCUGCCAUUCCAAACAACUCCAUCGAGUAUACAAACGACACCGUUAUACUGCAUUCCGACUUAACUGUGUCGAAGUUGAAGAUCACAAGCUUGAACGGGACAAACAUUGAUCGAUUGAUCGACGAUCUAUUCAUCAUUAACCAUAAUCAAAAAAUCAAAGGUACAAUCACCUAUACGAACAUGCUGAAGAUUCUAAAUCUUACGGCACAAAUGGUGAAUGGUGUUUCCGCUGAUAAACUCAUGACAACGACAACCAAUCAGAGCUUCGACGAUUUCUAUGCGAAAAAGUUAUACAUUGAAAAUCUGUCUGCAGAAACGAUUAAUGGGAUACCAAUUGAGGAAGCUGCGCGAAAGUCUCGCGAGAACGUUAUUAAAGGCAAAUUAAAACUUGCGAAACUGUGCGUCACUGAGAAUCUCGUGAUAGACGUGAACGAGUCUAUGAUAGAAAUACCUGAACAGUUUCAAAUCUACCAAGAUGUCACGCUAUUGGGUGAUCUACAUGUGCAAAACAUUCAGAUCGAGGACAAAGCAAAAUUCUUCCUGGAAGAUAUCCCAGUAAAGAUGACUGACAUAUUUGAUCGAUACUGGACAAAAUCCACCGAUCAGUCGAUCACUGAAAAGAUCACUUUGGAAGCCGGCAUCACUAUCGAUAAACUUGAUACGAAGUAUCUGAACGGUUUCGCGGAGAGUGACUUUCUAUACACCACGAUGGAGGAAAUACCAAACGAUUUCACUAAUCUGCGCUUCGAAAAUUUCCAUGUCGAUCAGUUCUUCCACGAGAACGGUCCCAAUGACAGUUUCUUCGAAAUUGAACCAAAUUCAUUAACAAUCCGAGAAAAAUUGCAUGUGCAGACUCUCCGAGCGAACGAUAUCAUUACUCUGGCUUUCAACGGUGUCAGCGUUGACGACAUUAUGAACGAGACUCGUCUGAACUUCUCAGGAACUGUGGAACUUCCAGCUGCUCGAGCACGUCGCGUGUUCGUCGACAAUCUCAACGUUCACUUACUCAAUCAUCGCGAGGUCUUCUUCGAGUACGGGCUUCGCAUCGAUGAUGAUCAUCAUCUGCCAAUCUUAAAAGUACCAGAGUUUCACGUACAAAACUUACAAGUAGGGAGAAUAAACGAACUCGAAAUGAUUCUGGCGCAAUUGGAGAAUUCAAUGAGUUCUGAUCUGAACAAAUUGAUCAUCGACGGUGACUUGACGGUGAAGAAUCUGAUAAUCGACCAAGUGGACGGGCAAUUGACCGAGAGCUUCUUGGAGAAACUGUCGCAAAACGACAUCGUGAUACCGUCGGAAAAAAUCCUCGAUGACUUGAUUGUUCAGAAUAUAACGCUGCAAUCUCUUUAUGGACGGAACUUUGACGAUUUCAUCGCCAGCGUUCUCUUGAAAUCAAAGGAACAAACAAUAACAGGACAUUUCUCCGCUCACGUUAUCAUUUCCGACAACGUCACUACGGAUUUCAUCAAUCAACGAAACGUAUCGCAAUUGAUGUGGGUGGACGAGCCUCUAACCAUCACGGGCAACGUCACGUUCUCCGAUCUGUUCGUCGACGGCGACGUGAUUACUUCAAAAGUGAACGGACGCGACGUACGCGAGCUAUACGACAGUUUAUUCUACAUUCCCGCAAAAAAUAUCAAUCUCUUGGAAGUACACGGAAAUAUUUCCUGGGACUUGCCAUCAACUAGUCCUGCCUCUCUUUCUUACCUGUUAAAUAACUCUGUGACUAAAGAUGGAGACCAAGUUAUCACAGGAGAAGUGAGCUUUGCGAAUGAUGUUCGCGCGUGGGCGGUCAGCGGUAAUUAUAGUGAAAUCGAGCGAAUUCGACACAUAGUAUCGGACGCCGCGAUGAAAGACGAACUCAUCGAGAUUAAAGGAACGAAGUUUUUCGAGGAAGAUUUUGUCGCGCAAAGUUUAACGGUAACCGGCGAUCUGGGUAUCGCCAGGAUCAACGACGUGAACAUCCUCGAGUUCAAUGAUUCUGUCGUUAGACAGAAUUGCGAAGACACGAUUGUUGGUCCGUUGACAUUCCUCGCGGAUGUUACGGUCGAAAGACUUUACGUGAACGACGCCGACAUCAACGCAUCCGUUAAUGCGGCGGUUCGUUCCACGGACGUUAUGCCGGACAACAUCGUCUUCGAAGAGCUCGAGGUGCUGGGCGACGUGUACCUAGAGAAUUUGGACAAUGUAAACUUUGAUGAGUUUGUAAAGGAUCGUGUUACCCUCAGUGGAAAUCAUGACAUCUGGUGCGACGUGAGUUUUAACGGAGUCGUUACGGUAACAGGCAAUGCAAAUAUAGGAAAAAUUAAUGGGAUUUAUCCGUCUGAUUUUGUCUUAAAUGAUAUUGACGAGAUGCAAAUGAUAAAUGGCGUUAAAACUUUCAAGGAAGAUUUGAUAAUCGAUGGAAACGUUGUUGCGCCACGAAUUAAUAAUAUUGACGUAAUAAAAGAAUAUCACGCCGGCGUACAAAAUAUCGAUGAAGAUGUCGAAAUCUUUGGUGAUCUCAUUUUCAAGACAAACGUUCGAAUUCAAAACCUAAGUACUUCUGGUUUGGUGAACGGCGUGAACCUACGUUCCAUCAGCAACAAUUCCCAAGAAAAGAUAAAUGAAACUACGAAGAUCAUGGAGGAACAAUGGAGAAUAAUCGAACAAAAUCUUGAUUAUAGUUUCCAAAUGUCCGAAACCUUGCGCAAUGUCUUUUUCUAUUUAGAGGAGGAAAAGGAUUUGAAGAUACCUGGGACCAAUGUCAGUAAGAUUGACGUAAUAUAUUUAGACGAGAGCACGACCAGAUUGAACAUGUAUAGCGAGCAGCCCGGAAAUUUUUGCGGACUACCAGACAAUUGUUCGUGUAUGUAUCAAUCUGUGGUUGAUCUCGUUAAGUUCGGCAACGCGAACAGAACUAUGCGAAAGUGGCAAUUGGAUCCCAGGAAUAUCGUAAAGAACUUUCACGAUCCGGAUGAGAUGCUCGGCGUGAACGUGAUGACAAACGCCGUUUCUAGCAGCAAAGAAUGUACCUCGAUGGGAACCAGUUCAGAGUACACUACAAUUUCUUUAAUGAAGUCAGAUCUUAAAAUAAAUCACGAAGAUUUCUUGUAUAAAGUAGAAGGAUAUUUGAAAGAUGCCAAGAUCUUUAAGCAUGACGACAAUCUGUAUAUAGUUUUGGCAAUAUAUUAUGAUAAGGUACGCACAACGCAUCGCGCAUAUACCUUGCUUUAUAGAGUGCAUUUAACGAGAAACGCAACAUUAGUGCAAUCAACGAGAAACGCAACAUUAGUACAAGAAAUUCCUACGGAUGGUGCUUGGUCCAUCCAGAUCUUCAAGAUUGAUCACGAAGUAUUUCUUCUGAUCGGUUGCUUCAGCGAGUCUUCGGAUUCUUCAUUAUACAGAUUCGAUCCGACAAUUGAAAAGUUCAAACAGCUGAGGACAUUUGCAACCAGGAGCCGUUACGUGAAAAGUCUGUCGCAGGGAAAAGAUCAUUUUGUUUUGCUGGACAAUCCUGAUACAAACGCCAUAAACAUUUACAAAUACAAUCCCAAGUCUCGCAAUUUUCACAAUUAUCAAAGCAUUUUUCAUAGUCAUCAGAUUAAUGGGAUUGAAUGUUUCUAUACCGAUGAUUUUGGCAACAGCGAUGUGUUUCUAAUUGUUACGACGCAAAGUGGAUGGUUUUAUGUUUAUGAAUAUAUGUUUGCAGGGAAAUUCCAAAUAAAAUUGCAGCACGUUGUGGACGGUUUACGAACGAUGGUACCAUUCUAUUAUGCGAAAUAUCAUUAUAUUUUGGCUGGUACAGAUGAUAAUAAUAUAAUCUUCCGUAUUGUAAAACAGGGUCCACAUUAAUGCAAUAAUUAUUAAAAAUUGGCAUAAAAAUUUUGUAUAUAUUUAUAUACAUAUUGUUGAAUAUUUAUAUAUUAUUGUAUUUAUUAUAAAUCAAAAAAAUAUGAAAAACCAUUAACUUGACUGAUUAAAAUUGUAACACACGGCGGUAGUGAUUACAAUUAUUUAUUCUUACUCUUUUGUAUUCUUAAUUAUUUCUAAUUAUAAUGUAUUUGUUGAAUUGUA